AUGUUAAACACCAAGCUGAUAACUCAGCUCGUACUGCUGUCUACCAUAUUCUCGGUGGUCGUUCUGCUCAGCAUUAAGUUUCUUGAAAUUCAAAAGGACUAUCCAAGAAAGAACUUUUGUAUCGCAUGUCCAAGCCUUGCAGAGGGAAGUCUUCUGAGACGAAUCGAGAUCGAAAUCAACUUCAAUCUACUUCUCAUGUGUGAUUUCUUGUCAAUGAUGAUGAUCAUUUUGUUGUUCAUAAUUGAAAGAUACUACGAACAUCCGACCUAUCUCUUUGCAUUCCACGUCUGCCGGUUCAUUUUCAACGCGACCAAUCUAGCCACAUCAGAUAUUCUCCCAAAGAUCAUGAAGCCAAUGCUCAGAGAAUUUUGUGGAUUUGGUGGAGAAUGCUCCGAUAAGACAGUUCUCCCUCAUACCACUGUUGGAUUGCUCUACCUGAUCUAUUUCGCGGUUUUGCUCACCAACUUUUCGAUCACUAUAAUUUUGAUGUACUUUUAUGAGCCGUACUACCAAACUAGACAUACCCCAAUCAUUCUCCACGUAAUCGACACACCACGUCGUAGUCGUCCUGUGCUUAAACUCGAUAUGCCUCCAGUGUUCGACGCUCCACCUAGAUAUUCGUCAUUCAAUCGUUCUCCAUCUCCUCCAAAAAUGUUGAGAGCCGCAAUUCCAGUCGCCAACCAGAAAAAGUAUCACCGUCUCGAAUCAUCUGACUCGUUCUUCUUCCGCAACUCUAAGAAUAAGAUUGCGCCUUCUACUCUCCCACAAUUCCAACCUCAAAUCAUGGCAUGCUGA
Caenorhabditis remanei is the source of this 795-nucleotide messenger RNA. RefSeq lists its product as uncharacterized. The transcript is spliced from 4 exons. The coding region runs from base 1 to 795 and encodes 264 amino acids. NCBI's taxonomy places the organism in Eukaryota, Metazoa, Nematoda, Chromadorea, Rhabditida, Rhabditidae. The record is from RefSeq and is a predicted model, not a curated record.